CAGACGAGUCAUUACAGAACUUUUCUCCGGCAACGGAUAAAUAAUUGGCCACCUGUUAAUUUCAGGCGUCGCCUUUUGGACGCCUUUUCAGCCGGUCUGGUAGCCUCCCCCGCCCGAAAAAAGUCUCACGUGUGGCGACCAGUCUUCGAGGAAGGGUUCUGGCAUUCUUUUGAUGUCUAUAUCCAGUGUCCGAUCCGCGUCGAACCCCGAAAAGUGGCAUGAAAAUCGCAAGAAACCUCACUCCGCGCGCCAUUUUGAAGGCGUGACUUCCUACCAUCCAUCAAAGUCGGAGCCUGCGCAGAGGUCGGGGUCUCUCCUCCCGAUUCGCCGAGGCGGUCCACGUGAUAUGCUAAUUCGCCGCGGCGGGUGGAGCCACGGCACAGUUAAAUGACAUCCUGCAAAGAAAAAUUAUUUCCAUCCAAUUCACCCAAAAAUUAAUGAUCAUGGCAUCGUUCGCGAGAAACAGCCAACAGUAUGACGAUCCGGACCCGAAGUUUCCGCCGUUAGAGGAGUACUCUCAGGGUAACUACAUGCCGGAUUAUUACGGACAGCAUUACGGCAGUGUUUUUCAUCCACAACCGCUCAACUACGGGCCCGUCGAGAAUGGGACCGCGGUGGGGGGCUAUACCAACCACGGGAAUUCGCCGCACCCUUACUACACUCAACGAUCGUGCAGUGUCGGCCAGAAUUUGGGCACGCCACUUAGUGUCGUUGACUAUGUCGGAACAGAGAACAGUUUGCAUCACCAUCCCAAUAAUAACAACAGGUCGUCGCCGGACAGUUCGCCACCGCCUGGGUCUCAUUUGCAGAGAUCGGACACUCAAAAUUCGGACUGUUCUGGAUCCGAACCGGCGAUGGGAACCACCAUAUACCCCUGGAUGAGGAAAGUACAUACAAACAAUAACGCGAACGGUGCUUUCGCAGGGAUCGAACCUAAACGACAGAGGACUGCCUACACGAGGCAUCAGAUACUAGAGCUUGAGAAAGAAUUUCACUUCAAUAGGUAUUUGACCAGACGACGACGGAUCGAAAUCGCUCACUCCCUCCUUUUGUCUGAAAGACAGAUAAAGAUCUGGUUCCAGAAUAGGCGGAUGAAGUGGAAGAAAGACAACAAACUUCCCAACACCAAGAAUGUCAAGAAAAAGAACCAGCAGCAGCCAAACGCUAACAGUAACAACAACAGCAAUAACAAUAACAGCAACACCAACAACGCGAGUAACAAUCCUGGGCGUCCUCAGCAGCAACCAGCUCUGAUGCCAUUGCAAAACCGAGGACUACACAAUCCACAACUGACGACGUGCAACACGCCCAUCGAACCCAAAGAUGAGUAUGGCCUAACAGAACUGUGACAGGUUCCUGCGCAACUUUAAGCCAAAUAUUUCAUUCUUUUUCACAUCGCAAUAUGGACAAUGAGAUAAAUUUAUAUAAAUAUAUAUAUAUCUAUAUAUAGAACGUGAUACGGUGUUACAAGGGCAUUUUGUACAUGUCGAUCAUUGUGAAAUUCUCAUAGUCAUGAAUGUUUACAUAGUCAUCAGGAGUUGUUGAAAACUAGCAAAAAGCUGCUGUUUAAUUAGAGACUGCAGAACUGUUGAGGACUAUCAACGCUCUAUGUUUCUUUUCUUUUGGGCCGAUCGUUCAUUGGCCAGUUACAGCUAAAACAUGUCGAUCAGAAAUUGGUGUUGUGGCCAUUAUAAACUGCUGAGAGAUAGUCUUUGAUAAUCUGAAUUCGUCUGAUAAACAAAUACCUGUUUUUAUAUUCUAUUUAUAAAUGCACAAAGCAGAAAUUGACUCGAAAUGCUGACGUAAUUAUUUAAGAAGCCUACAUUCUGUUGAAAAACAAAUCCAGAAUUAAACUUUAUAUAUUGUAGAAUCCUAUGUCAGAUAUUUAAGUGGUUUUAAAAAUUUGGAGUAAAUGUUUUAAUAUAAAAUAAAACUUCUGUUUCAAUUAAGGAGAAUCGGAUGGAAUAAUGUGAAAUUAAUAGUAAAUUUUAUAUUAGCAUAUUAUAUUAUGAAAACAUAAAAUUUUUAUUAUCUUUUGAAAUUUUAUCUGUUAUUUAUUUUAUUAAAAAUACGUUUGGCAAGACUAAUCAAUGCAAGACUCAAGUCAGUUUCUGCUGCCGAUUUAUAAUGAAUAUUCAGCCCUUUACCAGCUUUUAAGCAUGUAUUAAAGAAAUUAUCGCAUGCAUUCUCUAAAUCUUGCCUUCACCGAUAUGAUGAAGUCUCACUUUAAAAUAAAAUAUUUUAGCACUAAGAAAACCUUAA
Molecule: messenger RNA, 2262 nt
Organism: Argiope bruennichi
Lineage: Eukaryota; Metazoa; Arthropoda; Arachnida; Araneae; Araneidae
Product: homeobox protein Hox-D4a-like
Exons: 2
Coding region: 438-1349 (303 amino acids)
Biological process (GO): regulation of transcription by RNA polymerase II; anterior/posterior pattern specification
Cellular component (GO): nucleus
Molecular function (GO): RNA polymerase II cis-regulatory region sequence-specific DNA binding; DNA-binding transcription factor activity, RNA polymerase II-specific
Source: RefSeq, a predicted model, not a curated record